Messenger RNA from Salvia miltiorrhiza (redroot sage), 1113 nucleotides. RefSeq names its product axial regulator YABBY 3-like. Gene Ontology annotation, biological process: fruit development; multicellular organism development; abaxial cell fate specification. Gene Ontology annotation, cellular component: nucleus. Lineage: Eukaryota; Viridiplantae; Streptophyta; Magnoliopsida; Lamiales; Lamiaceae. The record is from RefSeq and is a predicted model, not a curated record. The transcript is spliced from 7 exons. The coding region runs from base 301 to 951 and encodes 216 amino acids.
ACUUUUUUUUUCUUGCAGUGUGUUAAAUUCUCUACUAUAUUAGUGGGCGCCCCCUCUCUACUCUCUCUCUCUCUACAACACAGCUCCUUGUUGUCUUUGAUAACUCAGCCCCAAAAAAGAAAACAUUCAGAAGAUCAGAUCCAAAGUGGUUAAUCUGUCAAAACCAAGAACCUCCAUAUAUACAUACCUUGAUCAGUCAAUCUAUCAAUCAAUCAAAUCAAUCUCACCAAAUCAUCACCCAAAAAAAAAGUUGCAGAGAGAGAGAGAAGGGCUAGCAACAAUAAGAAGAAGAAGAAGAAGAUGUCCUCUUCAUCCGCCGCCUUCGCUCCGGAGCACCACCACCACCACCACCUCUCCUCCUCCUCCGAGCAGCUCUGCUACGUCCAUUGCACCUAUUGCAACACCGUCCUCGCGGUGGGCGUGCCGUGCACGAGCUUGUUCAAGACCGUGACGGUGCGGUGCGGCAACUGCUCCAACCUCCUCUCCGUCACCGUCGACAUGCGCGGCCUCCUCCUCCCGCCGGCGAACCAGCUCCAUCUCGGCCACUCCUUCUUCUCCCCCCAGAAUCUUCUCGAGGAGAUCCGAAGCUCGCCUUCGAACCUGCUGCCCAAUCCGAACGAGCCAUUGAUGCCGAUUCGAGGAAUCGACGAGCUCCCCAAGCCUCCCGUAGCCAACAGACCCCCGGAGAAAAGACAGAGAGUGCCAUCUGCUUACAACCGAUUCAUCAAGGACGAGAUCCAACGUAUCAAAGCUGGAAACCCUGAUAUUAGCCACAGAGAGGCGUUCAGUGCCGCUGCAAAAAAUUGGGCCCACUUUCCUCAUAUUCACUUCGGACUGAUGCCUGAUCAACCCGUGAAGAAACAAAAUGUGUGCCAACAGGAAGGCGAUGAUGUUCUGAUGAAAGAUGGGUUUCUUUCUCCUGCUGCAAACGUGGGCGUGUCUCCCUACUAAUAUAAGAAAAAUCAAUCAACGCAGCUUCUAUUUUCCAAAAUGUUUAAUUCUAUGUUAAUGUUGCUCUUUUUUAAUUAGUGUUUUUUCUACGUCAUUAAUCAAUUAGGGUUCAUCAUGGACGAACGAUGGAUGCAUGUUUUUUAACAGUUUUAAUUAGCUUCA